AUGGAUACCGCGUCUCAGCCAAAGACAAUCAACCCUAAUUUUACGCUCUCCGCUCGACAAGAGCAACUUCUCUUUGCAGCUCUCACUUCCAACACCAAGGACUCCAAACCCACAGAAAGCCCUAGAACCAAGACCGACAACCAGUUCGCAAUGGCUCCCGACUCCUUCACCGAGUCGCCGCUGCAGGCUCCCGGUUCAGCAACCGUGAACGGCUUUGAGGAUAGCCCUUUUGUUGACUACGAUUACGAGUUUGAUGGAGAUGGAAGCUUCGACUAUGAUUUCAGCAACGACUCUCAAGGACAAAUGAUUGGAAACUUACCAGGAAGCUCGUCCGAUGGCGAUGCAGAUACACAUGAUAAGCGAAGCCAUCCUGAUGAUGACGGUGGUGAGGAUGAGGAAGGAGGUGGAAAACGUAGAGAAAGCGACGAGAAAUCAUCCAAGAAGCCCGGAAGAAAGCCUUUGACGUCCGAGCCUACUUCUAAGCGCAAAGCUCAGAACCGUGCCGCUCAACGAGCAUUCCGGGAGCGCAAGGAGAAGCACCUUAAGGAUCUAGAGUCAAAGGUUGAAGACCUUCAGAAGGCUUCAGAGUCUGCCAACCACGAAAAUAGCAUUCUACGUGCACAAGUAGACAAGAUGACAGUGGAGUUGGUCGAAUAUCGCAAGAGGGUCUCCACCAACGGAGGAAUCGCCCGGAACUCAUCCUUGAACAAUGGACUUCCACCAUACCUUGCCGGUAAGGGUCUGAAUGGAGGCCUGAACAAUCCCAACGACGUCAACUUUCAGUUUGAGUUUCCUAGAUUUGGCCGCCUUCCAGGCGCUCUUCCAGCUCAAACCUCUAUCCUCAAUGGCGCCAGACAAUCGGCUUCACCGACUGCUACAGCACAAAAGACCAAUUUGCCUAGUCCUACUGACAAGGACUCGGUCAGCCCGCGGAACCAGUCACUGCAGUACCCAGCAAGCAAUGGUUCAAAGGCUGGUUUGACCCAGUCGCCUCCUAAGCUUGACAACGGUGAUAUGUCUAGUCUUUCCGGUCUUUUCAGCCCCUCAAUACUUGAGACUGUGGGGAAGAGUCCGGAAUAUGAUUUCUUUGGCAACGCUAUCAAUACGUCGAAUGGUUCUAGAUCAAGCACAGAUUCCGCCAAUGGUAACGCGAGCACGGGGCACAAUACCUCAUACAGCUCACCCUCAGCAUCCUCAAAUUCAAACCAAGGUCCAAGCUCGUCUUGUGGUACCUCUCCUGAACCAGCUUCUAUGCAAUCACCAGUCUACAACAAACCUGCUGAUCCUACAUUGACUACAAUCGGAGAGGAACACUGUCUAAAUACUACGCUCGGCCCAGGUGAGCUCACCUUCUGCGACAAGCUCAACAUGGCUUGCGGCAAUCCAAACAAUCCCAUCCCCCGUACCCUGUCUGAACCUUCUCCAGGAAACCUUGAUACUCCUUCCCUCGACAUCAAUGGCAUCGACUGGUUCGCCCAACAGAAUGGCAACCAAUUCGACCCACAACUCUUCGGCGAUUACCGCGAGCCACAGGAGAACAUUCUCUCGGGUGACAACUUCGGAGACAGCUUCUUCACCGACGCCUUCGCCAUGCCUGACUUCACCAGUCCGUUCAACGCCGAACCAAGCCCUGCUGCAGCCAAGAAAGACCUCGUGGCGCAAAUUGACGAGAAGCAGAACGAAGACGACGAGGUUGUCCCUGGCGAGGAUACUUCUAAGCUGUUGAACUGUAACACCAUUUGGGAUCGUCUACAAUCAUGCCCCAAGGUUAAGGAAGGCGAGUUCGAUCUCGAUGUCCUAUGCAAGGAUCUACAAAAGAAAGCCAAGUGCUCCGAAACCGGCGCCGUGGUCAACGAGUCGGAUUUUAACAAGAUUAUGAAUUCGUACGUGGACAGCAACAAGGCUGGCAAGGCUGCUGGCAAGGCUGCUAGCAAGGUUUAG
This is a messenger RNA of Lachnellula hyalina, 1941 nucleotides long. RefSeq names its product AP-1-like transcription factor napA. The coding region runs from base 1 to 1941 and encodes 646 amino acids. NCBI's taxonomy places the organism in Eukaryota, Fungi, Ascomycota, Leotiomycetes, Helotiales, Lachnaceae. The transcript has 3 exons. The record is from RefSeq and is a predicted model, not a curated record. Gene Ontology annotation, molecular function: transcription cis-regulatory region binding; DNA-binding transcription activator activity, RNA polymerase II-specific. Gene Ontology annotation, cellular component: RNA polymerase II transcription regulator complex.